Messenger RNA from Aspergillus campestris IBT 28561, 297 nucleotides. RefSeq lists its product as uncharacterized. The record is from RefSeq and is a predicted model, not a curated record. The transcript has a single exon. Lineage: Eukaryota; Fungi; Ascomycota; Eurotiomycetes; Eurotiales; Aspergillaceae. Bases 62 to 214 code for a protein of 50 amino acids.
UGACCUAGAUAAGAUAUCAAAGUGAUGAUUCUUUCAGCUAGCGCUAGGACUGACCCAAACAAUGGUCCCUAUUAUAAGAGAGAGGCGUUUAGAAUGCACUUUCUUUUUCUUCUGUUACAUGCUGACGACUAUUGGGAUUGCUAGUGUCACCACGCUCUGGUUCAUCAUCUUUGUGAUGGGAUGGAUGGGGCAUAUAUCAGAUAACGAAGAGUGAUUUCCCAUGUUUUGUCGGACGUUACUUAGUAUGUAGUUCUAUGCAUUGUCAGAGGUGCUUAGUGCUUAGUGAAUGAGAAAUGG